CAAACUCGGCAACGCGUUUCUGUUCAUUUUCAAAUUCAUAGUAGGGUAGUAGAAGUAUCUUCCUUGUCAACAAGAAACAUGUGCUGGCACUGACUCCACUCCUACUACUAAUACGCGUUUCUGUUUUUAUGCUUUUUAACCUUUUUGGGUAGCGCAGAGUCCAGAGACCAAUUACCAUCUUCACAACGAGUCGAGAACAGACCACAGAGCAAGAGCAUCCAUCUAGCUGGCAUGGUCCGUUGCAGAUUCAUUUCCUCUUUUGUGCUAGUUUCGCUGCUGCUUUUACCAACGCUUGCCAGCCGAUCGUUCCCCACAAAACUAGAUGCCAACCCUUCGCCGGGAUACCGUGAAGCACCCGUGUAUAGGAAUGGAGACCAGUGUCAAAUCUCAGCUCCGAGAGACUCGGGGGAAAUGGGUGUUUGUCGUCCUUUCCUCGUUCACGUGGCCAUGACGCUUGAUUCUGUCUACUUUAGAGGUUCCGUGGCAGCAGUUAACUCCAUACUCAGGCAUGCUUCUUGCCCGGAAAACAUUUUCUUUCACUUCGUCGCAGAUCCAGCUUCCAGUGCCGCCGGCUCUUCACCUACGCCUGACGAAUUCGCUACAAUCCUAAGAUCCAUCUUUCCGUCCCUGGCUUUCAAGGUUUAUCCUUUCAACUCUUCCGACCGUGUUAAGAAUUUGAUAUCCUCUUCCAUUCGUCAAGCUCUGGAUAACCCCUUAAACUACGCAAGAAGCUACUUGGCUGAAAUCAUCGACCCAUGUGUAUCCCGAGUGAUUUACCUGGAUUCUGACAUCAUCGUCGUCGAUGACAUCCAGAAACUGUGGUCAACAGCUCUGACCGGUUCUACAGUAAUUGGUGCUCCUCAGUACUGUCAUGCCAACUUCACCAAAUAUUUCACCAAUCAGUUCUGGGUUCGACCAGAUUUUUCAAAGACUUUCCGAGGAAAGAAACCGUGUUAUUUCAAUACAGGGGUGAUGAUCAUGGAUUUAGACAAGUGGCGGAGGGGAGACUUUACUGGGAAGAUUGAGAAAUGGAUGGAGAUACAGAGGGAGACGCGGAUAUACGAGUUGGGUUCGUUACCACCUUUCUUGCUGGUUUUCGGCGGAGAGGUUCACGCGAUUGAUGACAGAUGGAAUCAACACGGCCUUGGCGGGGACAAUGUGGUAAACAGUUGUAGGUCAUUGCACCCUGGUCCGGUUAGUUUGCUGCAUUGGAGCGGAAAGGGAAAGCCAUGGGUGAGGCUUGACGAAAGAAGGCCAUGUCCUGUAGAUCAUCUAUGGGAACCCCAUGAUUUGUAUAGGCAACGUGGCCACAACGGCCGCCGCGCACGGUGGUGACCUGAUGCAAAUUUUUUAGUUCUUUCUCUUUUUUCUUUUUUUUUUUUUCAUUUUCUAUUGGUUCAUUUGUUACUUUGUCCCUUGAUACAUUCAUAUUCGACAAUUCUUUUGUAUAUAUAAUACUGGGCAAUCUGAUGGUAUUUGGAUACAUCAGCGAAUAGAUUUGUUGGCUUCCCUGUAUGAGAAAUUUUCGAUGCAGAGCAGUCCUUUUGUUUGCCCGUUAAGCGAGCCAAAAUGGUAGACGGAACCAACCGAGAUGUACUUCAAUACAGUGAAUUUUGGUCUUUUGGACAAUAAAGAAUUCUUUGAUUCGAGCACGAUGACUGUUUCUUUCUUGUAUAUUUUAUAAAUAGAGACCUCGUAAAUGAAAAAUUCAAAGUUUUCUCAGUCCGUCAAUAUAAGAUUUUAUAACAAACCAUUUUUUUGCAGCAUUAACUACUAGUGCUAUUUCUUAAUUUGUGCUCUAAAUUCUAACAAAUUGGUUAUCAAAUGCCAACAAAGAUGCCAAGGACAAAUGGAAGUGAGAGUUCCCAAUUCCAAAGCACAUAAAUUAUCGUAUUUAUCAACUCAAAUUUCAAACGAAUGACUUCAUAUCCGUAGCCAGGGAAAAUAGAAAUGUUGAGACCUUAGCACCAGCUUCGCUGCAAUUCUUUUACAUACAAGGUAAUAGAUAUCCAUAUGAACUUACACAUGACACUACGUAACUUGUUUCCGCUGAUACAAAAUGAUAUAAAAGAUCACACAAAAUUUGACAAAGAGGAAGUAGAAAAAAGAAGAAUGUACAUUCCCUCCUACUUACAAGAAGCCGACAGCACAACUUAGAUUAGAUGCAGUCUAUUCUCCAACCAGAAUGUACAUUCCCUCCUACUUACAACAAACCGACAACACAACUUAGAUGCAGUCUAUUCUCCAACCCUCUUAAAUGAUGUCCCAGCAACAUGCACC
This is a messenger RNA of Coffea arabica (coffee), 2280 nucleotides long. RefSeq names its product probable galacturonosyltransferase-like 6. The record is from RefSeq and is a predicted model, not a curated record. Gene Ontology annotation, cellular component: Golgi apparatus. NCBI's taxonomy places the organism in Eukaryota, Viridiplantae, Streptophyta, Magnoliopsida, Gentianales, Rubiaceae. Gene Ontology annotation, molecular function: glycosyltransferase activity.